AUGACGGAAUUGGCCCAGACUCGAAGCGCCACUUUCCGCACACGCGGGUUUGCUCUACAACUUGCUCACCCUGUGGAUGCUGCCAUGCUCUUCGGCGUGAUGGUGAUCGCUGCUUCAGCCAUAUACAUCGUUUCGAGCAGACAUGGGGACGCCAUCGUCUCCAGCGGGUCCUUGUUACAUCGAGACGACCGCGCGUUUAUCAAAAUGGACCGAAUGAGUGUCUUCUGCCUGCCUUCCCCGGCGUUGCAUAUUACGUAUGGGAUUUCUACAAAAAUCCUGGCUACACUUACGCAUACCUCUUUCAGUUCUGUCUAUGAGGUUCAGUCUGUCAUCUCUGCUCCAGUCCUUGUCCAGUUUGUAGUGUGCAUGACAGUAAUGUGUAUGGCUCUCUACGCUACAGCUGCGAAUUCUGGAGGAGAUAAUGCAGCCACUACGAAAUAUGGUGUAUAUCUUUAUACGAUAAUGAUUCAACUAUUUCUUUACUGUUGGUAUGGAGACAGAGUAACCCAACGACACGAGGAAGUGGCGCAGUCCGCGUACGGGUGCGGGUGGGCGAGCGGGUCGCAGCACUUCAAGAAGGGCGUGCUGCUCGUGCUGCUGCGCGCGCAGAAGACCCUGUCCUUCCGCGGCGGCGUCUUCUACGACCUCUCGCGCAACACUUUCUUAUACGUGCGUAUCUGCAAGCCAUUGGCGAAUCCAGCGCUCAGAACUCAACGAGGAGAAAAAUUGUCAAUGCAUCUUACUCAUUCUUCAACCUCCUUAGAACCGCCCAAGAUUAAGAAGAUGGACAGUCAUUUCUAAAUUUGUAGCAAAUUAAAACUCACGAGUUAAUAAUUUAUAAUAAUAAUUAUUUAUUAAAUUCAUAAUUAUUAUAAAAAAUAAUUAUUAUGAAUUAAUAAUAAUUAUUAGAAUUAGUAUUAUAAUACAAUUUCAUGA
Gryllus bimaculatus (two-spotted cricket) is the source of this 936-nucleotide messenger RNA. NCBI's taxonomy places the organism in Eukaryota, Metazoa, Arthropoda, Insecta, Orthoptera, Gryllidae. The record is from the annotation of a GenBank genome assembly.